Postia placenta MAD-698-R-SB12 is the source of this 153-nucleotide messenger RNA. RefSeq lists its product as hypothetical. The record is from RefSeq and is a predicted model, not a curated record. Lineage: Eukaryota; Fungi; Basidiomycota; Agaricomycetes; Polyporales; Adustoporiaceae. The annotation marks the transcript as partial. The transcript has a single exon.
UCGUCCUCGCGCGCACAUCCGCCAACGGCGUCCGCGCCCGCGCCGGUCCACCGGCACGUCGAGGCGCAGGCGACGCCGUGCAACCAGAACCUCCCGCAGUGCUGCCACUGUGGCUGGCGCGGCGACCACGCGCCGACAUGUCCGUUCAAGUGA